AUGAAGCACAAUACAACCGACCGUGCUGCGAAAGAGCUCGAGGAUGCGUUCAUUAAAGUUACUUUCGAGGAAGAUGGUCACGGCGCCGGAGCGCAGUCUACAGAGGCAUUUUACGAUACCUGGGUUGACCACGUUUCUGCGAAGUUCAGUGAUGCUGCAACUUACGGUGCAAUAGCCCUGCAGAAGUUAUACCCAGAGCACUCCAUCGUGCUCUCCACUGAUCGGGGCAUUGAUAUCCUCAGCUUCCCCAGCGCCGCGUUCUUGCCCAUGUCGCCGACAGAGACAGUCAGCUCGGUCUACUUCGUGCCAUUCGCACGUCGUUUAGGGCAGAUUCCGGGUAUUCUCGUCAACAUGAUUAGAUUCGCGGCGUUCCACGUCUCCUGGGAUGCAUACGACUUCAUUCUGUACAUCGUCAGGUACCCACAAGGCAUCUCGGAAAUUGUGCAGCACUACGUCCUGCACGAAGGCCCCGAGGAGCACUCCCGCGCUCUCCUCGUCGCUGCCGGCGCCUGGCAGAACCAGCUGCAUGACGAGAUCCUCGUCUUCAAUCAGGGCCUCUGGCGGAAGAACCACGAGUUAUGGAUGGAGGUCCAGAAGGCUAACUGGGGUGACGUCAUCCUCAAGGAGUCAUUCAAGACCGCGCUGCAGAAAGAUGUGCGCGGGUUCUUCGACUCCGAGGAGCUGUACAAGUCACUGUCGGUGCCCUGGAAGCGUGGUCUCAUCUUGCACGGGCCUCCAGGCAAUGGCAAGACGAUCAGUGUGAAAGCGAUCAUGAAAGACUGCGACGCGCGAGGGUACGCGACGCUGUAUGUCAAGUCGUUCAAGAGCUACAUGGGCGAAGAGGGUUCGAUGGCCGCGGUGUUUAGCAAGGCGCGUGAGAUGGCGCCGUGCGUGAUCGUGCUCGAGGACCUCGACUCGCUUAUCAACGACGCGAACCGCUCAUUCUUCCUCAACCAGCUUGAUGGCCUCGAGGGGAACGAUGGUUUGCUCGUCAUCGGGUCGACGAACCACUUUGACAAGCUCGACCCCGCGCUUAGCGGCAGGCCGAGCCGAUUCGACCGUAAAUACCCGUUCGAGGAUCCCGAUCAGGACGAGCGCGCGUUGUACGCACGCUACUGGCAGGGCAAGCUGAAGAGCAACCACAGUGUCUCGUUCCCAGACAGCCUGGUCGACGAGGUCGCAUCCGCAACCGACGGCUUCAGCUUCGCCUACCUCAAGGAAGCUUUUGUCUCUGCACUGGUGCUGCUUGCAGGCGACAAGGGCGACGAGAAGCCCGUCUUCGCCACCGUCCUCCUCGGGCAGAUUAAGUCCCUCCGCGACCAGCUCAAGAAGCAGCCGCAUAGCGCAGGUGCACAGAGCGCCACUGGGGACGUCCGUCAUGUCCGCAUCUCUGGGGGCUCCGCUGCCGGAGGGUCCGACGGUCUGCCCGCGAGCUGCCUCACGCUUGCCGGUAGGAUAUGGUCCGCCGGGGAGAGCAAGCAGGCACGAACGUCGGUGAUGCCAGGCGGAAUGCCUGGUAUGGGCGCGGCGCUGGAAGGGCGGCCGCAUGCGACGCUGGCGGCACUGGGGCGCUCCUUCGUGUAG
Molecule: messenger RNA, 1584 nt
Organism: Sparassis crispa
Lineage: Eukaryota; Fungi; Basidiomycota; Agaricomycetes; Polyporales; Sparassidaceae
Exons: 9
Coding region: 1-1584 (527 amino acids)
Biological process (GO): protein import into peroxisome matrix
Cellular component (GO): peroxisomal membrane; cytosol
Molecular function (GO): ATP binding; ATP hydrolysis activity
Source: RefSeq, a predicted model, not a curated record